Molecule: messenger RNA, 872 nt
Organism: Pseudogymnoascus destructans
Lineage: Eukaryota; Fungi; Ascomycota; Leotiomycetes; Thelebolales; Thelebolaceae
Exons: 1
Coding region: 202-573 (123 amino acids)
Source: RefSeq, a predicted model, not a curated record
CAAGCAAACAUCAUCCCGACUAUGCACUAGACGCGCGUAAUGGCUCUCCUUGACUACUAGAUCGAGACGCUGAGCCAAAGUAAUGACCAGCCUCAAUUUUGGUCCGGCCUCGCAGCUACCUGAACUUUCUUUCCUCUGGGAUUAUCGCACGGAGUCAAGGUCCUCGAUGUUACGCAAGGCCCGGCUCGCGGUCUGGUCCAAAUGAUCGAGAGUCAUGCUCUGGACUAUGGAAUUCCGGAUCCCAACGCAAAGUUUUACAUGGGGGUCAUUAAAAGCUUGGCGCCUGUUAUAGACGCUGUGAUAUCGCGGCCACCAUUUGGUGGGGCACCGCCAAAUGCACUACUGCUAUACUUUGUUCAUUGGCUCUCAUUUCUACCGCCAGAGUUUGUCAUGCUGGUCAACUCUUUCGAUCCAAAGGCCCUGGUCAUCAUGGCUCAUUAUUAUGCGCUCGUCGCAUUUGUUUUAUCGAAUUGGAAGAACGGGUGGUGGUGGCUGCGAGAUCGGCCGGGGUAUAUGAUUAAGAAUAUAGCAGCGUUCGUGAAUUUCCGUGGGUGGGGAGUUUGGAUGAAAUAGCCGUUACUGGUGCUACAAUUUUGUCAAAAGAGUGAUGGAAGCUUGGGGCAGUGAUCAUCUUUGAGCAAUAUCCAUUCUGGUGAUGAUGGCUUGGCUGAAACGGAGAUGGGGAUAUUGGCCACUGUAGAGAGGCAUGCGAGAAAGAUUCCGGCUGAAGGAUGAAUCAUAUACGCCUUUGCAUUGCAUCCUACACAUAUUUCAUGGUGACAUAUUGCUAUGGAUUCUAGACAUAUAAACGCCGACAUAAAGAGAUGAUAAAAGAGCAGAUAUGGAAGUUAGAGUAACAAGAUCAGAGCUGG